CGACGGGUGAAAUUCGAGUUUAUCUCGUGUACGCAUCACAGGCAUCGUUACCUGGUCGGCCCACAAACUCAACGCCUGUACAGCCCGUAUAGUGUGAUAACACCACAAGGGAACGUCGACUUGUGAACGGUGGUGUGACUGGGCCGACAGGUCUUGAGUGACACCGAAUAGACGGUGGAGAGAUAUGGGUUCAACGUCAAUCUCUGCGUGGGAAGACGUUGUUCGUCGCAAGCGAGAGGCUCGAACAGCCUUAAUUGCGCCGUGGUUGGAGACGGGCAAUGCCGAUCACGAACUCUCAGUUGAUGUGUUGAGUAUCAAAAGUAUCGACGAUUUGACGUCGCGAUAUGCGACUGGAGAGCUGCGUGCAGGAGAUGUGAUUAGGAGAUAUGUUCAGAGGUAGGGUCUGUUUCUCAUGUCAAAGAUCAAAGUUGACAUGCCACCACAGGGCCGCCCAAGUGCACCAGCAAGUGAAUUGCCUCACGGAGGUACUCUUCGACAGCGCUGUCAAGGAUGCUGAUCGACUGGACGAGUUUUUCAGUGCAAAUGGAAAACUUGUGGGACCUUUGCACGGGAUACCAGUCACGCUUAAAGACCAGUUCGAUGUCAAAGGAGUCGAUUCUACUAUCGGCUACGUGUCACGCGCAUAUCAACCGGCGGAAGAGGAUGGCGUGGUCGUGAAGAUCCUCCGGGACCUGGGUGCCGUGAUCAUAGCUAAAACAAAUCUUCCGCAAAGCAUCAUGUGGUGCGAAACCGAAUGUCCCUUGUGGGGCCUUACGACCAACCCUCUCAACCCUGAUUUCACCCCUGGAGGCUCAACAGGUGGUGAGGGGGCUCUCCUCUCGAUGCAAGGCUCAAUGAUCGGAUGGGGGACUGACAUUGGUGGAUCAAUCCGCAUUCCCAGCCAUAUCAACGGCCUCUGGGGCCUCAAGCCAACGAGUAUCCGUCUGCCAUAUAGAGGCGUGCCCGUAUCCACAGAAGGUCAAGAGCAUGUUCCGUCGGCGAUAGGUCCAUUGGCAAGAAGUCUGUCCACUGUGAAUCUGGUCAUGCAGAGCAUUCUCGAUUCGAAGCCAUGGCUAAUGGAUCCCCGCGUCGCCCCUAUACCCUGGCGUGAACAAAUGUUCCAGGAUGUCCAGUCAAGACCUCUGAGAAUAGGCGUUUUGGUCGACGAUGGUGUCGUGAAGGUUCACCCACCGAUUGAGCGAGUGUUGAAGGAAGUAGAAGCCAAGCUGAAAUCUGCAGGCCAUGAGAUUGUGCCAUGGGAUUCCGAGGGACACCGGAAUUGCAUCGAGAUUAUGGACCUUUUCUACACUGUCGAUGGUGGAGAAGAUGUACGGCGUGAAGUCGAAGCUAGCGGAGAACCAUUCAUUCCACACGUUCAGGCACUGGUAAAUCGUGGCAAACCUGUUUCUGUGUUCGACUACUGGCAGCUCAAUAAGAGAAAACUUGCCGCACAAAAUGCAUAUAGCGACAAGUGGAAUAGGAUACGAACUCCCUCAACAAACGAGCCCGUCGAUGUGAUUCUCAUGCCAACUAUGCCGCAUACAGCCGUGCCGCACAGGACUUGCCGGUGGGUUGGCUAUACCAAGGUCUGGAACUUUCUCGACUAUACAGCGCUCUCGUUUCCGGCUGGAGUCGCGGACAAGUCCAAGGAUGCACUUCCUACGACCAAGUACGAGCCUAGGAACGACUAUGACUCGUGGAACUGGGGAAUAUACGAUGCAGAUUCUAUGGACGGUCAUCCAGUUGGUUUGCAGAUCGUUGGACGGAGAUUUGAGGAGGAGAAGGUGCUUGGAGUAGCGGCAGUAAUCGAGAAGUUGUUGAAGAAGUAGAUCGUGGCAUGCCACCGGCGACCUCGACUUGGACUUUUAGAUAUCAUUGCUAUACAGCUAGAGCUCUGACCUAUGAUGGCCACCAAUCAUAAGAGAUCCCAAC
Molecule: messenger RNA, 1932 nt
Organism: Exophiala mesophila
Lineage: Eukaryota; Fungi; Ascomycota; Eurotiomycetes; Chaetothyriales; Herpotrichiellaceae
Exons: 5
Coding region: 387-1829 (480 amino acids)
Source: RefSeq, a predicted model, not a curated record